AUGGGGGCGUCUGACGACGACGACCACAAGAAGCGCAGUAUCAAUGAGAUGUUUGGCGACGAGGACUCGGAGGACUCUGGCGACGAACAGAUACCUCGUCCUGCGGCCUCGACUACAGCAGAUGCCUCGGGAUUGUUUGGCUCGGACUCGGACAGCGGCGACGAGGAAGAGAAGCCAACGAAACGUCCCUUGCCACCGUCUGUCAAACGCGUCAAAAAGUCUCGUGACGACGAUGGAAGUCGCACCCAGCGCGAUGAAGGCGAUGAGUACGACUCUGGAGAAGACGCUGUGACUACUAAGGACGAUGAGGACUUUAUUGAUCGGGACGACGAUCUGGCAGAUGUGCUGGGCGAGUACGCCGAGGACCGUCAGCAGUUCGAUGACGAGCGUCCGAUGGAGGAACGGGAGCCGACGCAAGAGCAGAAAGAUGACUUUUUUGACCGAACACUCAAAUCUCUCAAGACCGGACGCGCUCGGACGAAGUUGAACUUGUUACCGCAGGAGAUGGAGCAGAUUACACAGGAAGUGCUCUACCGAAUGGACAAAGCCUAUGCAGACGACUUAGCGAGUAUUGCAGAACGUCGUGUAGCGCUAGAAAAGAUCAAGUUUGUCGACAGCGCCCUCCAUAUCCUGCGCAAGAUACAGUUUCAGCCCAUGUUGUUGGACUUCGAUCUGCUGACGAUUGUGAAGAAAUGGAUCCAGCCUUUUGAGGACGGCACGCUGCCGAAUGUCGGCUUACGUACGAAGAUGCUUGACAUGGUCAGCAAAAUGCCAGUUUUCAAGGAGCAUCUCAAGCGCAGUGGACUCGGAAAGGUUGUGAUGCUGUUGAUGAAACACCCACAGGAGACGCCUGAGAACAAGGAGCUGUGCCGCAGUCUCGUUGAACGCUGGAGCCGCGCGGUCUUCAACAAGACUCUAGAUUUCUCGAAGCUUGCUGAGCUAGAAGCCGAGAAGGCUGAGAACGAGGCUUAUCGCCGUCGUGGACGCCUGCGUAGACAGAAGCAGUCAAAGAGCAAAGGCCGCUCCACUGACCGGGGAAGCAAUGUGUUCAACGCCCGUGGUGCCGACAGCGGUACCAAGACUGAAGCGUCAGAGCGUGCAGAGUUGCCAGAACAGCUUCACAUUGAUUUUCUGCUCCGCCCUCAGUCCAAGGUGGACAUGAAUGCCGUGCAGUCGAAGAAAGUGGACUCAGAUUCUCGCAAGGCGCGCUUGACGAAGCGCAUGCAAGAAAUCGCUAAGCCUGGAAAAAAGACCAAACGCGCUACAGGUGUAAGCAUCGAGGGCAGAUGA
Molecule: messenger RNA, 1290 nt
Organism: Hyaloperonospora brassicae
Lineage: Eukaryota; Oomycota; Peronosporomycetes; Peronosporales; Peronosporaceae
Source: the annotation of a GenBank genome assembly